Molecule: messenger RNA, 1734 nt
Organism: Agrilus planipennis (emerald ash borer)
Lineage: Eukaryota; Metazoa; Arthropoda; Insecta; Coleoptera; Buprestidae
Product: ATPase WRNIP1
Exons: 5
Coding region: 167-1687 (506 amino acids)
Biological process (GO): regulation of DNA repair; DNA-templated DNA replication
Cellular component (GO): nucleus
Molecular function (GO): single-stranded DNA helicase activity; ATP hydrolysis activity; DNA binding
Source: RefSeq, a predicted model, not a curated record
GAAGACGAACACCAGAAGCUUUCUUAUCUGUAGUCAUUAGUUGCUACAUUCAACCUAUGCAAUCUACUGUAAAUCUCUUAUCUAUAGUUACAUUUGUAAAUAGAUGGCAAAUAGUUUUAGAAUUGAGGUGUUGUGUACUUCAUCAAAAUAAAGUAUUACUUCCAAAAUGAACUCAAAAUCUGAUGACACACAUCAAGUUUGCCCAAUUUGUUUCAAGAAAUUUGCCAUGGGUAUUAUCGAAGAACAUGUAAAUAAAUGCAUAUUUUUGAACUCUAAUGAAAACACGCUUAAACGUAAAAGAAAUUUGUUACUUUCCUCUGAAACGAGCAAUGUAUCAGUUUCAUCUCAUGAACCAUGUGCAUCAAGUUUAACUGAUAAUUUAGAAUGUAAAAAUCAGCAAAGCAAUAGUUUAAUGGAAAAAUCAAUAUCCUCUGUAACUGUGAAAGCGAAACUUUGCAUUAAUAAUGUUCCACUAGCUAAGAAAAUUAAGCCAAAACAUUUAGAAGAUUUUUAUGGACAGAAUCAUGUUUUAGGAAAAAAUACGUCUUUAUAUCAUCUUUUGCAGAAUAAAGAAAUUCCUAAUAUGAUAUUAUGGGGUCCACCAGGCUGUGGAAAAACUUGUUUAGCAGGUAUAAUAAAUGAAAUUUGCAAUGAGAACCCCAAGCAGUUUAAGUUUGUUAAUUUAUGUGCUGCUUCCACAAACAUUAAAGAAGUUAAUAAUGCAGUUGAAAUAGCAAAAAAUGAAUUAAAAUUUGGAAAAAAGACAAUAAUAUUUAUGGACGAAAUACAUAGAUUCAAUAAAAGACAACAAGAUUCUUUUCUUUUAUGUGUUGAAAAUGGUGAUAUAACAUUAAUUGGAGCUACAACAGAAAAUCCAUCAUUUUAUAUUAAUUCUGCUCUUUUAUCAAGAUGUAGGGUAGUUGUUUUUGAGAAGUUGCAAACAUCGGAUCUUAUGUUAAUUUUAAAAAGAGCAUUGCAGAUACAAAAUAUUGGUGUGAUUGAUGAUGAAAACAGUUGUAAGAAUUUAGAUAGAUUGUUCGUAACCACUUCUGCUAUUGAAUGGCUAAGUAAUAUAAGUGAUGGAGAUGCUAGAAUUGCAAUAAAUAAUUUAGAAUUAGUUUUGAAGGAUAAUAAUCAUGACAACAAGAUUAUCACAGUUGCUGAUAUAAAAGAAAGAGUAAAGAAAUCCCAUCUAUUAUAUGAUAGAAAAGGAGAGGAACAUUACAAUCUAAUUUCAGCAGUUCACAAGUCCAUUAGGAAUUCCGAUGCCAAUGCAGCUUUAUAUUGGACAACAAGAAUGAUUAUGAGCGGGGAAGAUCCUUUGUUUAUAGCAAGAAGAAUGGUUAGGGCAGCGUCUGAGGACAUAGGUAAUGCCGAUCCCAAUGCUCUUCAGUUAGCUGUGAGUACUAUGCAAGGAUGUCAAUUAUUAGGAAUGCCAGAAGCUGAUUGUCUUCUUGCACAAUGUGCCAUUUAUUUGGCCCGUGCGCCUAAAUCUAGAGAAUCCGAUACUGCUUUGAUGGCUGCCAAGAAUUUGAUAACUAAUUGGAAAGGUGCACAGCCGCUUGUGCCACUGCAUCUUCGCAACGCUCCCACUAAGUUAAUGAAAAACUUAGGUUACGGAAAGUUUACACCAGGACAGACAUCCUGUAUGCCUGAGGGAUUGGAAAAUGUGUGUUUCUUUGAGUAGUUUUAAGGCUUUUAUGUUAUACAGUUAUUUUAACAUGGUAUAAAAUU